CAAGCAGAUACAGCGGACAGAACACACACACACACAUACACACACACAGAGCUGCUCGCGGACGCAGCAUCUCCUCAUGAUGAAGGCGGAGCGGGUCGCUGUUGACAUUCCUGUUUACGAUCUUUCACUGAUCCGGGACCUGUGGGAAGGACGAGUGAAGAAACACAGGCAGAGGCAGAAGAAGGAGGAAGAGCGCAUCAGUAAAAGUGCUCUGGCCAGGGUGGAUCAGCAGUGGCAGUACCGUAUCGCCUGCAGGAAGCUGAAGAGCACAGAAGUGACGGCGCUGCACACUUAUCUGGAGAGAUCCACACUGCAGGAGCUGCACACACACACCAGCGACAGCGACACAGAGAGCAACAAGUUGAUCUUUGAGCUGAACGGACAGAAAUGGAUGAAAUUACCUGAAGAUCUGCAGUUCAUGACGUUCCUGCGGGAGUGGCACAUCCACGGCACACGCAUCCCGGAGAUCCCCUUCUACAUCGAGGCCUUUGUGGAGCUGCGGGUGCUGGACGUCCCCAAAAACGGCCUGAGCAAACUUCCAGUGGAGAUCGGUAAACUGGUCAAUCUGAGGGAAUUAAAUGUGAAUUAUAAUAAACUGCUGAGCAUUCCUGCUGAACUGGGCGAGUGUGUGAAUCUGGAGCGCCUGGAGAUGACCGCAAACACACACCUGGCGGAGCUGCCCUUCGAGCUGAGUAAUCUGAAGAAACUCCAGCACCUGGAUUUGGCAGAAAACAAGUUUCCCAGCAUCCCCAUCUGUGUGCUGCGCAUGGAGAGUCUCAAGUGUCUGGACAUCAGCAACAACACACUCAAAGACCUGCCUGAGGACAUCGACCGGCUGGAGGCUCUAGAGAUGCUGUUCCUGCACAGAAACGCGGUGCGCUACGUGCCCAUGAGCACCAAUAACCUCCUCCAUCUGAAGAUGCUGGUGAUCAGCGCAGACCAGCUCUACAGCCUCCCCUCACACUUAGUGGACAACCCCAAAAUCAAAUUAAUCCGCUUGUAUGACAACCCUGUAAAAGCUGAAGAUGAAGAGGAGAUGAACAUGGAUGCAGAAGCUCAGGACACGCAUGAGAAAGAGUUCAUGAAGACAUACAUCGAGUCUCUUCAGGACAGAGACACUCAGCCCUCAUACACCACCAAAGUGUCUCUGAGCUGCCUGCUGUAGAAGCACAUCGACUGCAGAUUUACUCCAGUGUGUUUCAACCACGGCUGAGCUUUAGUUUCUCAUUCCUCACGCAAUCAGAAGUGCAACAUUAACAAGCUGUUUGAGGGUUUGGAUUUCUUCUGUAGCGGCACUUAAGAAUUAUCCGUAAGCUGCUUUGGACAAAGGUGUCUGCUAAAUGACUAAAUGUAAUGUAAACGUAUUUAAAUGGCUCAUGAACUGAGAAAUCAAUAUUGCAUUGACCUUUGGAUAUAUAAGAGCGUACACACUGCAGAAGAAUGCUUUUCUUAGAGUUUUGUGUUGUUUCUAGGCUGAAUAUUUAACAUUUCUUUUAUAUACGUAAAUAAAUAUUGUUUUAAUAUCAGAAUUAAUGUCAAAAUUAUGUGUGUUUUUCCUUAAAACAAGCUAAAUAAUCUGCCAAUGGGGGAAGUGAGAUUAUUUUUAUGGUUGGAUUAUUUUAGUUAACCUGCUGGUAGAUUAUUUAACUUGUUUUAAGGAAAAAAACUCACUUAAUAGCGACUUUAUUAUUAAUAUUAAUGGACAUUAUAUUAUUGGAUAUCCAAAUAUCCAAUUUUUAAUAAUUAUGUGUUUGAUAUUUGGACUAGAAACAAGACAAAAAAGCUUAUAAGUAAGCAUUUCUGUAGUGAGUGUUGUGAUGAGGGUCAAAAACAGCACAAAAAUGGCAAUAACUUAUCAAUUAUGAUGUUUUAAUGUAAAAAUCUACCAUUAUAAGUAGAGAAAAGUACAAAAUAAAGCACUAAAAUAGUUCAUGACCCCUUUAAGAAGGCAUCAAUGACUCUUUUGAUUUAUAAUUCUUCUUUCUAGAUCCCAAUCCUAAUUGGAUGUGCUUUUCUGAGUUGCUCUCCAUUGUUUAGUUUGAUUUGAUGUGACCAAACGCUUCCCAGCAUGAUGAUGUCAGUGUUUUAUAAUGCAUAUCAUCAUCAUCAUUAUCAAGUGUAAUAUUACUGUAUUGUGAUUAAAUCUUUCUCAUGCA
Messenger RNA from Danio aesculapii, 2156 nucleotides. It is a transcript of the gene smim22, whose product is annotated as leucine rich repeat containing 2. Gene Ontology annotation, molecular function: protein binding. Bases 77 to 1165 code for a protein of 362 amino acids. NCBI's taxonomy places the organism in Eukaryota, Metazoa, Chordata, Actinopteri, Cypriniformes, Danionidae. The transcript is spliced from 10 exons. The record is from RefSeq and is a predicted model, not a curated record.